Messenger RNA from Dendronephthya gigantea, 2430 nucleotides. RefSeq names its product S-adenosylmethionine sensor upstream of mTORC1-like. The transcript is spliced from 4 exons. Gene Ontology annotation, biological process: negative regulation of TORC1 signaling. Bases 243 to 1412 code for a protein of 389 amino acids. Lineage: Eukaryota; Metazoa; Cnidaria; Anthozoa; Malacalcyonacea; Nephtheidae. The record is from RefSeq and is a predicted model, not a curated record.
GUGACCACAGUGAGUGACCACUGGUGGUGGAGGCGUUGGUGUGAGGCUCAAACAAACGGCCCCAGCCCCCAAGCCUCUGUCUAAAACUACUUGAUAAUUCAGCAAUUUCAUUACAUGGUCAGGGGCCGUAGUGCACCCCAUCUCUUUUUACAAACCACAGUACUCGCUCCAAUUCGGUGUCAGUGGUGUCACUGGUCACCACUGGUUACCAUCUCACCCAUAGAUAUAUCUAUGAUCUCACCAUGGUUAAAUUCAAGAUGGCGGAUCAUAAUGCAAGAUGUCUGAAUUUAGCUGCAAGUGAGGAAUUUCAAGAUUUAACCGCUAAUGCUGCCGAGAGACAAAAUUUUGCUGAUUUUAUCAAAAGUGUUCACAGUAAUUUACGAGAAAAAGUUCGACAAGCUAAUGGAAACUUCACUUCAGUUUGGCAAGAACAUUUAACUAAUUCAUCCUUACUUGAACAAUAUUCAAAAUCCAUGAAAGCACUUGCUGUUAACCACUGGGGUGAGAAUAACCUAAGAAGAAUAGAAUGGUGCAAAGAAAUAUGUCUGGAAUAUUUUUAUCAUGGAGGUCGUGAGAAAUGCUUGCAGAAAGAUUGCAAACGGGUCCUUUUUAACUUGGACAAACAUCGGAAUUGCAAAUGUCAAUGUGAGGCUGAAGAGUUGCAAUCAAGCUUGAAUAGGAAUGACCAUCCACGGCAUCCAGUUAAACAUGACAAACUAGUUCUCUUGGAUGUUGGUAGUUGUUUUAAUCCAUUCCAAGCAUUUCCAGAUAUAUUUCAUUCCCUAGCAAUAGACCUCUGUCCUGCAGAUAAGUCUGUGAUUUCCUGUGAUUUCCUAUUCCUUGAAAUUUUAAAAGACAAUAAUAUAUCCAGCAGUGGCAAUUCAUCACCCUCCUGCUCUUUGAUACCUGAACGUUGCUCAUUACCAAAGGACAUGGAACGCUACAUCGAUGGUGACAAAAUCACCAAACUUCCACAAAACACUUUUGAUGUUGUUGUUUUUUGCCUGCUCUUAAGCUACCUGCCCGUGAGGGAACAGCGAUGGACUUGCUGUUUAAAAGCACAUGAGUUAUUAAAAGACAAUGGUUUGCUUAUAAUUAUCACCCCGGAUUCCAGUCACCAAAAUAAGAACAUGUCUAUGAUUAAAUCGUGGAAAACAGCAGUGGAAAGUAUCGGGUUUUUAAGAUGGAAAUACCAGAAAGAUAUUCACACUCACUGUAUGGCAUUUCGUAAAAAGAUUGGUUGUUCUGAGGAUAACAGUAAAACGAUUGAAGGGGGUUGUCCCGAACAAAUGUUGUAUAUUCAUCAAGAGUUGGAUGAGAAUUUUGAAUUGGAUAAAAAUGCCUCCAGUAAAGUGUAUGAUGAAGAUGAAUGUAGCGUAGUUGAAGGAUUUGAAGUCUUACCCUUUUCUUAGCAUUCUCGAAAAUAGCAUGAAAAACUCUUUGGGAACUUUCAUGAAGAAAGCAUUUUUGUCCGUACGAAUUUUGCAACAGGAUUAAAAGGAAUACUUUAAUAUAACCAGGAAGCAGCGUAGCAGCGUCUUCAAACAACUUUGCAUCAAUUGAUUUAUCAAUUGUGGUCAGUAUAACAACUGCCUAAAAUACACAAAAAAACUGGCUAUAUUGUAUGGUUAUAUUAAGGUGGUUCUCUUGGUGUUGGAGCCAGAGGCGAAGGUGACAACGACAGGACACGAAAGACGAGAUCCGGAUCGCUGUAUUGUUCAAACCUUAGACUUUAGUACCACGGCAACGAAGAAAACCUCAUGGCGACCUUUGGGGCGAUGUUGGAGAUGGCGGCCGUCAAUCCACGUCAAGUCAUUGACCAUUUGAACGUUGCCAGGCAGUGUCAUCACAUUGCAUCCACCAGGCGGAUGCACGUGUCUCAGUGGACCCUGGUGGACCGCAAGGCAUGCACGAUCGCCGUGAUGACGCCGCCUAGCAACGUCAUUUGAACACGACCUCCCUCGACGUGAUUCGGCAGGUGUUCCGCAUGCCAUGUUUGAGCCUGCUGGACAUCGGCUACAGAGCAGCAUACACAGAUAUAGAAUUUUUACUACUAGAAAAAUAAUUCCUCUAGAUAAUAAUUUUAGGGUUUUUAAAAUUCAGAAAUGUAAUAUCUUAUUUGAAAUUAGAAAUCUCAAAGAAACGAAAGAAAUCGCAUCUGCUGUUCUUUAAAUUUUUUUGGCAUGUAUCCUCGAAAAAUAACCGUGGCAAAAAGUCAGGCGAUGCAUUAUUGCGUUACAGAAUUACAUGGAUCAACUAACUAUGACUUUUGGUGACCUUUUUUAUUGGACUUUUGGAUUUGCGGCGGCUCAAACCACACUUUCGCCGGGACCAAUCAAGCUUCAUUCGACGUCGUAUUUACACGAUAUAUGCUUUAUUUACUAGGAACCAUGUAUCUAAAUAUAGCAACAUAUAUUAUACACUGAAAAG